Molecule: messenger RNA, 1422 nt
Organism: Trematosphaeria pertusa
Lineage: Eukaryota; Fungi; Ascomycota; Dothideomycetes; Pleosporales; Trematosphaeriaceae
Exons: 6
Coding region: 164-1177 (337 amino acids)
Biological process (GO): fungal-type cell wall organization
Cellular component (GO): fungal-type cell wall
Molecular function (GO): structural constituent of cell wall
Source: RefSeq, a predicted model, not a curated record
CCUAGAGUAACUUGCUCAAUUGUCUCAAUUGUCCUUUAUAAGGUUGCUGCCUUAGACUGAUACCUCGUUCCUCAGUCUACGCCUUCGUUAUAUAUACUUACCCUCGGCAUCGUUCUUCCUGGGAUAACGUUAAUACCUCCAUUUCUUCGAUUGAUUCUCAGAAAUGAAGUCCUUCGUUGCUCUCGCCCUUGCGGCGUCCGCUUUGGCAAAACCUAUGCCGAUGCCGCAGUCUUCCACUCCCGACGACUGCUCCGACUCCCAUGACGGCACUUUCCAGAUAACCGUCCUUAACGUGACCCAGUCGGCAAAGCGUGGUGUUGAGAAACGUCAGCUUUCCGGUACCCUCACGCUAUCGCUGGAUGGCGGAGUCUUGACGGAUCAGGCGGGUCGCACCGGAUACAUCGCCAGCAACCAUCAAUUCCAGUUCGACAGCCCACCGCAAGCGGACGCGCUUAGCACAUCCGGCUUCUCAUAUUGCAGCAAUAACACGCUCGCGCUCAGUGGCUCUGCUAUCUGGUAUCAGUGCUGGUCUGGCGACUUCUACAACCUCUACGAUGAGAGCACGGGAGACCAGUGUUCCCCGAUCUACAUCGUCGCUACAACCGGCGGGGGUAGCACUCCGGUCACCCAGACCUCGGAUGGACAGCCACAAGCGCCUACUCAGGUUACCCAGAUUUCUGAUGGGCAACCUCAGGCCCCCACCGGGCAGCCCAUCACUCAAAUAUCUGAUGGGCAGCCACAUGUUCCUACUGGAGCACCCGUAACCCAAAUAUCUGAUGGCCAACCGCAAGCUCCAACCGGCCCCGUGAUCUCUCAGAUCAGCGACGGCCAACCUCAAGUCCCAACCGGCGGACCCGUUAUCACACAGAUCAGUGACGGGCAGCCUCAGGUCCCUACUGGCGGCCCCGUUGUCACUCAAAUCAGUGACGGGCAGCCUCAAGUUCCUACUGGGCCGGUCGUUACUCAAAUCAGCGAUGGCCAGCCUCAAGUUCCCACUGGGCCGGUCGUUACCCAGAUUAGCGAUGGCCAGCCGCAAGUCCCCGUUGCCACCGGAAACUACACCGCACCCAACGCCACCACCACCGCUCCCGCAGAGUUCACCGGCGCUGCAGCGAUUUCGUACGUUGGCGCUGGUGGUCUCGCUGCAGGAUUCAUGGCUAUGCUCGCCAUGUUGUAAUCAACCGACUUACUCUAGUUUUCCCAGAUUGUUCAGGUCGGUGCCCCAGAAUCGAUGAUGGUGAUAGUAAUAGUUUGAUACGCAUAAGGGAUACGGAUUUGGUUAUGACGCGAUGCAGACAUGAGGCACUCCUUUGGGCACACGACUUAGCGGCAUCGUGCAUGGUAUUUCUUUCAUGUACUUAGUUGCAUCUCACCCCCACACAUUGGGAAUAAUCGUAAUAUAACGAGCGGAUAUUGAUCGAG